Messenger RNA from Prunus persica (peach), 2440 nucleotides. RefSeq names its product 3-oxoacyl-[acyl-carrier-protein] synthase II, chloroplastic. The record is from RefSeq and is a predicted model, not a curated record. Gene Ontology annotation, molecular function: 3-oxoacyl-[acyl-carrier-protein] synthase activity. Gene Ontology annotation, biological process: fatty acid biosynthetic process. NCBI's taxonomy places the organism in Eukaryota, Viridiplantae, Streptophyta, Magnoliopsida, Rosales, Rosaceae. The transcript has 13 exons. The coding region runs from base 360 to 2027 and encodes 555 amino acids. Gene Ontology annotation, cellular component: chloroplast stroma.
UCUUCAUGAGAGCACCAAAAUUCCUAAUUUUACGAAAAGAAAAUUUGUGUGAGGACGGAAGUUAACAUCAAACAUCCCAUCUUUAGAUGUCUUUGAAAUCAAUUAACUGAAAGUGACUGACUUGGUUGGCAUGCAAAAACUACAUUUUAAGGGAAACUCUGUCUUGGUUUUUCUUUUCAUGCUAGCUUCUCAGCAAACCUUUUGGUUCUGACUUAGUCUCAUUUCUUGCUAAUAUUAUAGGGGGUCUUACUUUGGCUUCUCAAUCUUACUUCUUUUAAAUUGAAACCCUUUCAAAAGUGUUUCGGAUUUUCCAUCAGUCUCUUCUUGGGUUUUGUUUGUGUGAAUUCUCAUUGUCUUCAAUGGCUUCUUCGUCUACGGCCUCACCAUUCUGUACAUGGCUACUUGCUGCUUGCAUAUCUUCUCCAUAUGAGAAAGACCACCCUAUGAGGUCCUCUAUAUUUCAGUCUCCGAAGAGACUGAGUCAGUGGGCCAGAAGAAAGAAGCUCAUUUCGAAAUGCAGCUAUGUUGGUGGGGCAGAUUUUGCUAGCAAUUUGAGUUCCUCAUUCUCUGUAUCUGGCAUUCAUCACUUGAUGAGUUCUUUCCUGGCUUUUGAGCCCUGCUAUGAUUCUAAAGUGCUGUAUGAAUCUUUGGCUUUCUUUGGGUCAAAGAGGUCAAGGACUAGAAGGCAAAGGCAAAUGAAUGGUGCUGUUCACUCUGGCAUAACUAUGGCUGUGCCUGUGCAAAGAGCAGAACAAGGCACAACAAAGAAAAAACCUCUAACGAAACAAAGGCAGGUUGUUGUGACAGGAUUGGGUGUGGUAACCCCUCUUGGACAUGAUCCAGAUGUCUUCUACAAUAGUCUUCUUGAAGGUGUCAGUGGCAUAAGUGAGAUAGGGGCUUUUGACUGUGCUCGAUUUCCUACGAAAAUUGCUGGAGAAAUAAAGUCUUUCUCAACAGAUGGAUGGGUCUCGCCAAAGCUUUCUAAGAAGGCAGACAAAUUUAUGCUUUACUUGAUCAGUGCAGGAAAAAAAGCAUUGGCAGAUGGUGGGAUUACAGAAGAAGUUAUGGACAAUUUAGAUAAAAGAAGAUGCGGGGUCAUAAUUGGCUCUGCACUGGGAGGAAUGAAAGUUUUUAAUGAUGCAAUAGAAGCAUUGAGGAUUUCGUACAAGAAGAUGAACCCCUUCUGUAUACCUUUCGCAACAACUAACAUGGGUUCAGCUAUACUAGCAAUGGAUUUGGGUUGGAUGGGCCCGAACUACUCAAUAUCUACAGCUUGUGCCACCAGCAACUUUUGUAUACUGAAUGCUGCAUAUCAUAUUAUGAGAGGUGAAACUGACAUGAUGCUUUGUGGUGGAUCUGAAGCAGCAAUUAUCCCCAUAGGCUUGGGAGGUUUUUCAGCAUGCAAGGUUCUGUCGCAAAGGAAUAGUGAACCAACUAAAGCUUCAUGCCCUUGGGAUAUUAAUCGUGAUGGUUUUGUUAUUGGAGAAGGAGCUGGGGUUUUGCUCUUGGAAGAGCUAGAACAUGCUAAGAAAAGAGGUGCAAAUAUAUAUGCUGAGUUUCUAGGUGGAAGCUUCACUUGUGAUGCAUAUCACAUGACUGAGCCUCAUCCUGAUGGAACAGGUGUUGCUCUUUGCAUAGAGAAAGCCUUGGAUCAAUCUGGGGUCUGCAGAGAAGAUGUGAAUUACAUAAAUGCAUAUGCUGCAUCGACACCAACAGGUGAUCUGAAAGAAUAUCGAGCUAUAAUCCGCUGUUUUGGAAAGAAUCCAGAGCUAAGAGUGAACUCCACAAAAUCCAUGAUUGGUCACCUUCUAGGAGCCUCAGGUGCUGUGGAAGCUGUUGCAACAAUCAAGGCUAUACAGACAGGAUGCAUCCAUCCAAACAUCAAUCUUGAGAACCCAGAUGAAAGUGUGGAUAUGAAUGUGCUUGUUGGCCCCAAGAAGGAAAAAUUGGACAUAAAAGUUGCAAUGUCUAACGCACUCGGAUUUGGUGGACACAACUCUUCUAUCUUAUUUGCACCCUACAAAUGAAAUUAAUAAAUUUGUACAGAUCUCAAACUUGGAAACUUCACCCCAUGAUUAUACAACAAGAUAUUGAUGAGUAACUAGACUAGCUGCACUUCCCAGUUCACCAAACUCCUUGCACUCCCAUUUUUAUUUAUUUUAAUUUUAGAAUAAUAUCCUUGUACUUCCUUUGCUUUUAGAAAAAGCUUGUUGGUUCUUAUCAGAAUAAAAAAAAAUGCGAAUGAUGAUAAAUUUGUAUAGACCUCAUAUUUUAAGAGAAUGAAUCCAUGCAGCAGAGCAAGCUGAUCUCAUUUUGGCUUAUAAAUUGGCAGAGAUUUUCUAUUUAAACCUCACACUUCUCUUAGUUCACCCCAACUUUUAAUUUAAAUUUUCACAAUUUCUAAGAAAACCCUACUAUCUUCCCAAACUACCCUUAAAUA